Messenger RNA from Peromyscus leucopus (white-footed mouse), 4176 nucleotides. RefSeq names its product hexokinase domain containing 1 (gene Hkdc1). Gene Ontology annotation, cellular component: mitochondrion; cytosol. The record is from RefSeq and is a predicted model, not a curated record. NCBI's taxonomy places the organism in Eukaryota, Metazoa, Chordata, Mammalia, Rodentia, Cricetidae. The transcript is spliced from 18 exons. The coding region runs from base 546 to 3299 and encodes 917 amino acids. Gene Ontology annotation, molecular function: ATP binding; D-glucose binding; glucokinase activity. Gene Ontology annotation, biological process: intracellular glucose homeostasis; glucose 6-phosphate metabolic process; glycolytic process.
GGUAGAGGAAUGGUCUCAGCAUUUUUGGAACAUGCAGGACCAGGACACUGCUCAGUCUCAGUUGAGAAGGUGCCUGCCUCAGAGGGACUGGGAGUGUGGGGUUCCAUUGCCCUGCUGAGGAAAAGUGAGGAACCCUGGGACUGGGUUUACCUGCCCAGCAGCUCCACUGCUUAAAGUUGCCUGCGUUUUGUCCCCCAACUCCUCAUACCAUGUCCCUCGGCUGAGUGGGCUUGAGGCACUGGCGUGAGAGUGUUGCUUGGCAACAAGGUUUUGCGGUGCCAGUUUCUCAAAGAGUCAACCCAUCAAUCCCCAGCCUCCCCCUCGGCUGUCCGGCAGAGCCUCCUGUUAGACGGUUGGGUGUGUGGCAGAGGGAGGGACCAGAGACGGGCGAAGUUUAAUCAUUGAACCGAGCAGCUGGGAGUAUUUAGUUCUUAGCACCCAGCUCCCCAGCCUGAACGAGAGGUGUGCGGCGCUCCACAGAGGGAGAGCAGCGGCGACAACGACGGAAAUCUCUGCCCGUCUCAGGAACAACCCAGCUCGGAAACAUGUUUGCAGUCCACUUGAUGGCGUUUUACUUCAGCAAGCUGAAGGAGGAUCAGAUCAAGAAGGUGGACAGAUUCCUGUAUCACAUGCGGCUCUCAGACGAGACCCUCGUGGACAUCAUGACCCGGUUCCAGGCUGAGAUGGAGAAAGGCCUGGGGAAGGAUACCAACCCCACCGCAUCAGUGAAGAUGCUGCCCACGUUUGUCAGGGCCAUCCCAGAUGGCUCAGAAAACGGGGAAUUCCUUUCCCUGGAUCUUGGAGGAUCCAAGUUUCGGGUCUUGAAGGUGCAAGUCUCUCAAGAGGGAAAGCAGAAUGUCCAAAUGGAGAGUCAGUUCUACCCAACGCCUAAUGAGAUCAUCCGCGGGAACGGCACGGAGCUCUUUGAUUACGUGGCUGACUGCCUGGCAGAUUUCAUGAAAACCAAAGACCUGACGCAGAAGAAGUUGCCUCUGGGCUUUACUUUUUCUUUUCCCUGCAGACAGACGAAGUUGGAGGAGGGCUUCCUGCUUUCAUGGACCAAGAAGUUCAAGGCCCGGGGAGUUCAGGACACAGACGUGGUGGGCCGCCUUGCCAAGGCCAUGAAAAAGCACAAGGACCUGGACGUGGACAUCCUGGCCUUGGUUAAUGACACUGUGGGGACCAUGAUGACUUGUGCUUACGAUGAUCCCAGCUGUGAAGUCGGCGUUAUCAUUGGAACAGGCACCAAUGCGUGUUACAUGGAGGACAUGAGCAACAUUGACCUGGUGGAAGGGGACGAGGGAAGGAUGUGCAUCAACACCGAGUGGGGGGCCUUCGGGGACGACGGGGCUUUGGAGGACAUCCGCACCGAGUUUGACAGAGAGCUGGACCUUGGGUCACUCAACCCUGGGAAGCAACUGUUCGAGAAGAUGAUCAGUGGCCUGUACAUGGGGGAGCUGGUUAGGCUCAUCUUACUGAAGAUGGCCAAAGUCGGUCUCCUGUUUGGGGGUGCAAAAUCCUCCGCUCUCCAUACAAAGGGCAAGAUCGAAACACAGCACGUGGCUGCCAUGGAGAAGUAUAAAGAAGGCCUGGCCAAUACGAGAGAGAUCCUGGUGAAUUUGGGCCUGGACCCCUCCGAGUCAGACUGCAUCGCGGUCCAGCACGUGUGCACCAUCGUCUCCUUCCGCUCGGCCAAUCUCUGUGCGGCUGCGCUGGCAGCCAUCUUGACACGCCUCCGAGAGAAUAAGAAGCUGGCCCGGCUCCGCACCACAGUGGGCAUGGACGGAACCGUCUACAAAAUCCACCCUCAGUACCCCAAACGCCUGCACAAGGUGGUGAGGAGACUGGUCCCCAACUGCGACGUCCGCUUCCUCCUGUCAGAGAGCGGCAGCACCAAGGGGGCCGCCAUGGUGACCGCCGUGGCCUGUCGGGUGCAGGCCCAGCGCAAGCAGAUCGACAAGGUGCUGGCUCUGUUCCAGCUGACCCGGGAGCAGCUCGUGGGUGUGCGGGACAAGAUGCGGACUGAACUAGAGUACGGGCUGAAGAAACAGACUCACGCCCUGGCCACGGUGAAGAUGCUCCCCACCUAUGUCUAUGGCAUGCCUGAUGGCACAGAGAAAGGGAAGUUUCUUGCCCUGGAUCUGGGGGGGACUAACUUCCGAGUUCUCCUGGUGAAGAUCAGAAGCGGACGGAGGUCGGUGCGAAUGUACAACAAGAUCUUUGCCAUCCCCCUGGAGAUCAUGCAGGGCACUGGUGAGGAGCUCUUCGACCACAUCGUGCAGUGCAUUGCGGACUUCCUGGACUACAUGGGCCUCAAGGGGGCCCGGCUGCCUCUGGGCUUCACCUUCUCCUUUCCCUGCAGACAGACAUGCAUUGACAAGGGGACUCUAGUAGGGUGGACCAAAGGCUUCAAGGCCACCGACUGUGAAGGGGAGGACGUGGUGGACAUGCUCAGAGAAGCCAUCAAGAGGAGAAACGAGUUUGACCUGGACAUAGUGGCCAUCGUGAACGACACGGUGGGAACCAUGAUGACAUGCGGCUAUGAAGAUCCCAAUUGUGAGAUUGGCUUGAUUGCAGGGACUGGGAGCAACGUGUGCUACAUGGAGGAGAUGAGGAACAUUGAGCUGGUGGAGGGGGAUGAAGGGCGGAUGUGCAUCAACACCGAGUGGGGAGGAUUUGGAGAUAAUGGCUGCCUAGACGACAUCUGCACCCAGUAUGACAAGGAGGUGGAUGAGGGCUCCUUGAACUCUGGCAAGCAGAGAUAUGAGAAAAUGACCAGUGGGAUGUACCUGGGGGAGAUUGUGAGGCAGAUCCUGAUUGACCUCACCCGGCAGGGGCUGCUCUUGCGAGGGCAGAUUUCAGAGAGACUCCGGACCAGGGGUAUCUUUGAAACCAAAUUCCUGUCCCAGAUCGAAAGUGACCGGCUGGCCCUGCUGCAGGUCAGGAGGAUCCUGCAGCAGCUGGGCCUGGACAGCACCUGUGAAGACAGCAUCGUGGUGAAGGAGGUGUGUGGGGCCGUGUCUCGGAGGGCCGCCCAGCUCUGCGGCGCAGGCAUGGCCGCCAUCGUGGAGAAGAGGAGACAAGACCAGGGGCUCGAGCACUUCAAGGUCACCGUGGGUGUGGACGGGACGCUGUACAAGCUGCACCCGCACUUCUCCCGGAUACUGCAGGAGACGGUGCGAGAGCUGGCCCCUCGGUGUGACGUGACGUUCAUGCUGUCGGAAGACGGCAGCGGGAAGGGAGCCGCGCUGAUCACCGCUGUGGCCAAGAGGUUACAGCAGCAGAGGAAGGAAAACUAGGUGGGCCUGUCCAGGGGCCACCAGAUGUGACCUCCUGGCUGACCCUCCCCUCUCCAGGGCCGAAAGGGAACCGGAGUUCUCAGCAUCCUUCGCGUCCUGGUGCUGGCUUCUUGGCGACACUCAGCGACACCUCCAUUUGCCGUACUUUGGCCAAAGAUGGGCUGACUUUUGACAUCAGAGGAUCUGGGCCGAGAUUCUUCAGUUGAGUUGUCAGCAUUCGAUAGCUUCAGGUCUCUCGGCUGCUGGACUCAGAACCUGCCCAGGUGGCUGGCGGCUUACUUCCUCACCGGCCUGAUGCUGCUGCCUCUGGCAGGAGACUGGGCCCGAGACCUGCGGACGAACCCUUGCGAGGGAGAAAGAUGCUUCGUGAACUAGGAGAGCUAGCUUAACACGGCCUCACUUGUCAUGUUGGCUUCACAGGCACCGCGAGAACGAGAUGCACAUUCAUCUCUGCAUGCAGAGGAGCCCAGGGCCCUGGAGCCAGGAGGAAUCUUACCAGAUUCAGGUGCUCCGUGAGCACCCUGGGGUGUCAUUCCCCAGAUGUGGAUUGGAUUGAGGGGUGGGACACCACUCAAGGUGCUGUUUUCCAUUUCCCGUGCUGCAGUGGGUGGCAGUCACUGCUGUCCGUGUUUGUUUCGAGGACCGUUGUUAGGUCCAUGAAACACAGUCUGAGAAUAAAGACACUUGGCUUUCCGGGAAACUUGGUGUGAGGUACUGACCUUUCUUCUGAGAGGCUCGUUGGUAUCUUCAUGUCCUGUCAGGAGAAUAAGGGAGCUGUCGAGUCAGAAGGUUAGUCCGGACGAACAAAAGGGACCACAUGGAACAGAUUCUCCCAAUUUCACGUGACUGAAGUACUUCCAACAACAGGGCAGUGACC